UUGAAAGAUCGCGCAAAAGAAGGACGUGAAAUUACUUUGUGUUUGUCUGUUUUACUCUAACGAUAGAUAAAUUCUGCCCGCUCGUAGUCAUUUGCAAAAACGUGAAAGUGAAAUUGUGCCGGUUCAUUUUCAGAAAAAUUCCAAGAUCGAAUCUAUACUUUUGCAGUGGUGAUAAACGACGCCGGUUAUAGUUAUUGGUACAUAUAGUUAUACCGCAUUUUUCUGUUCAUACGGUUGCAAUGUCUGUGAUCGGAAUUGACUUGGGAAACGAAUCCUGUUAUGUUGCCGUUGCAAAAGCAGGAGGAAUCGAAACCAUUGCCAAUGAUUAUAGUUUGAGAGCCACACCAUCAUGUAUUGCUUUCUCUGGAAAGAAUCGAAUACUGGGGGUCGCGGCCAAGAACCAGCAGGUCACGAAUAUGAAAAACACCGUUUAUGGUUUGAAACGCUUAUUAGGUAGAAAAUUCAGAGAUCCCCAUGUGCAAAAAGAAAUACAAUAUUUACCAUACACUGUAGUGGAGGAAAAGAACGGUGGAAUUGGGAUAAAGGUCAAUUAUUUGAAUGAAGAAUAUAAAUUUUCACCCGAGCAAUGUUUGGCGAUGUUGCUCACCAAAUUGAAGGACAUUGCUACUACAGCCCUACAAACACCCAUAAAUGAUUGUGUUAUAUCUGUUCCUUCAUAUUUUACCAACAAUGAAAGGAAGGCAUUGCUCGAUUCAGCAUCCAUAGCAGGUCUCAAUGUACUAAGGCUUUUCAAUGAGACAACUGCUACAGCAUUAUCUUAUGGCAUUUAUAAACAGGAUCUCCCAGUUCCCGAAGAGAAACCUCGAAAUGUAGUAUUUGUUGAUUGUGGACACUCAUCUCUGCAAGUGUCUGCAUGUGCAUUCCACAAGGGCAAAUUACGCAUGAUAACUACUGCUUCUGACCCUAAUUUGGGAGGUAGAGAUUUCGAUUUGCUUUUGGCUGAUAAUUUUUGCAAACAGUUCCAAUCCAAAUACAAAAUCGACGCUAGAACGAAUGCAAGGGCAUUCUUGCGAUUACUUACUGAAGUAGAGAAAAUUAAGAAGCAGAUGUCUGCAAACUCUACUACCUUACCUUUGAACAUUGAAUGUUUCAUGAAUGAUAUGGAUGUGUCUGGUGAAAUGAAAAGGGCCGACAUGGAAACUUUAGCAGCCCAUUUGCUAGAAAGAGUCGAGGUUACUCUUAAACAGUGUUUGACACAGUCUGGUUUGUCUAUAGAAGAGAUUCAUUCGGUUGAAAUAGUUGGCGGAUCUAGCAGAAUUCCUGCCAUCAAACAGCUUAUCGAAAAUGUAUUCAAAAAGGUUCCUAGCACUACUUUGAAUCAGGAUGAAGCUGUUAGUCGUGGUUGUGCUUUACAAUGCGCAAUGUUGUCUCCGGCCAUUAGGGUCCGUGACUUCAGUGUGACAGAUGUGCAAACUUACCCUAUUUCUGUGGCUUGGGAAGGUAGCCCUGGAGGAGAAUCAGCGGGAGAAAUUGAAGCUUUCCCUCUCAACCAUGCUAUACCAUUCUCGAAAAUGUUGACUUUCUACAGACAGGAACCAUUUUCGAUUAGGGCUAGAUAUACCGGAAAUAUACCUUAUCCUGAUCACGAUUUAGGUACUUGGGUGAUAAAGGACAUAAGGCCGAAUGCUGAAGGCAAACCGCAAAAGGUCAAAGUCAAGGUCAGAGUGAACUUGCACGGCAUAAUGACCAUUUCCAGUGCGUCAAUGUACGAAGCCAAAGAGAGCCCCGAACCUGAAAGUCCGGAGGAGAUGCAGCAGUCGCAGAAAGAUGCGCCAGAGAGUGAACAGCAAAACUCGAACGAUCAGCAACGGAACGACGGAGACACACCGAUGGAAACAAACGGUGGUGGAGCUCCUCCUGAGGUAGGCUCCGGCUCCAGCUGGACGAAGAAAAUAUCUGCCUGGUUCAGCGGGGAGGGCAACGACAAAGAGAAAAAGAAAAAACAUACUGUAAAGAGUAUUGAGCUACCUAUUGAAUCUCUGACAAAUGGCUUCUCUCAAGUGGAACUGAACCAAUUCACCGAACAGGAAUUCAAAAUGAUCGCCUCCGACAAACAAGAAAAGGAGAGGGCAGAUGCCAGAAAUGCCUUUGAAGAGUAUGUAUACGAGUUGCGCAGCAAAGUUUCGUCCGAUGACGAGCUGGGAUCCUUCAUUCUGGAGAGCGACCAAGCUUCCCUGGUGUCUCAGCUCGACGAUAUGGAGAACUGGUUAUACGAAGAAGGAGAAGAUUGCAAUAAGCAAGUGUAUUUGGAGAAGUUGGCCCAACUGAAAUCUAUCGGAGAGCCAGUUCAGACUAGGAAGAUUGAAUAUGAAUUGAGGCCUGUCGUUAUUGAAGAUUUCGCAAAGUCUUUACAGUUAUGCAUGAAAGCUUUGGAACUCAUAAAAUCAAAAGACCCCAAAUACGCCCAUCUAACAGAUGAAGACUACUCCAAGGUGGAAGGCGCAUUCAAUAAGUCUUACCAGUGGUUAGAACAAACUAGAGUAAAAGUGGGCAGUGCUCCGAAACAUCUCCCUCCUCCAGUCACCAUAGCCCAAAUCAGACAAGAGAAAUCGACGUUUGAGAACACCGUCAACCAGGUCCUCAACAAAGCCCCUCCAAAAGCUCCCACCCCUCAGAAAGAAGAGAAAACAUCUGGAGAUCAGGAAAAGAGCUCGCAAGAAUCUAGCGCGCAACAAAACAAUGCGCAAAAUGGCGAAAAAAGGGAAGAGAACAUGGAGUGGUCGUCGCAGUAGGUUAAUUAGGUGUUUUUUAAAUUGAAUUGUAGGUUGGCACGUAUAUGCCUCACCACUAUAACAAAAUUUUUAAAUUAUGCUUAAUAUAUCAGUUAUAUUUAAAUAUACUGGAUUGUCUUUGCAUUUGCGGGAGCUGCGUGUGAGUUGGUGAAAAACAAUCUGAAAAUGAAGUUAGGACUUGAAUUUUUUUCCAAUGCUUGCACAACUUGGUGAGUAUUCAAAAUAGAGCUAAUUAUUCAUCAUCUUUUGAGGAAUAGGAUUGUUGUAUGUUAAACAAAUCCAGAAAUUAGUAUGGGGGCCACUUCCACCACAGUUAAUGAAUUACAAUAGAUUCAAUGACCUUUUGGAGAUUAUUUUAUAGUACCACCCUUUACCUAACACUCUGUAAAGUGACAGAACGAAAGCGCUGUCAUGGUAAAAGAGGUUCUAAAAUGAAUAUUUUCAUUGCAAAUAUUUCAUCAAAUAACGCAUUAUCUAUUUCUUCAAACACUUGAAAUAGUCAUGGGUCUUGUUUGAAAAUUUCGAUUGUUCAAUUUGUAAGUUAACAUUGCAUUUUAUUUUACAUUAGAUUAACUAUAGCACUGGCAUAGUUUUUUCAUUUUCAUUCAAAAUAGUUUUUGAAUCGAACUUGCUUCAAAUGCUCCUUUUGGGUGGGACAUGAAAUUUUAAUCUUUAUGUUGAAAAUGGUUAUACUGUCAAAUUGGAAGUGAUCUUAAAAUGGUUGUAUUCCCAUCAAUUAUUCACUAAUUCAAAACAAAAAAUCAGGAGAUUGAAAAUUUUGAACAUUUAUUUAUUAACUUAACUUU
Messenger RNA from Leptinotarsa decemlineata (Colorado potato beetle), 3559 nucleotides. It is a transcript of the gene Hsc70Cb, whose product is annotated as heat shock protein 70Cb. NCBI's taxonomy places the organism in Eukaryota, Metazoa, Arthropoda, Insecta, Coleoptera, Chrysomelidae. Gene Ontology annotation, molecular function: ATP binding; ATP-dependent protein folding chaperone. The record is from RefSeq and is a predicted model, not a curated record. Gene Ontology annotation, biological process: protein folding. Gene Ontology annotation, cellular component: nucleus; cytosol.